Centropristis striata (black sea bass) is the source of this 7698-nucleotide messenger RNA. RefSeq names its product centrosomal protein 170Ba (gene cep170ba). Bases 241 to 5184 code for a protein of 1647 amino acids. Gene Ontology annotation, molecular function: protein binding. The transcript has 19 exons. The record is from RefSeq and is a predicted model, not a curated record. NCBI's taxonomy places the organism in Eukaryota, Metazoa, Chordata, Actinopteri, Perciformes, Serranidae.
AUGUCGGCAGAAGAGGCGUUGGAGGAGAGUUUCGGCCGGUUGUCAUUCCCAGAGGAAGAAGAAGAAGAAGAAGAGGGUGUGAUCGACAUUUACCUGUCCAGCCUUACCUGGUGUUCUCUCGCUGUACAUGUCGGCCGUCGAGUACCAACUGUUAUAGGGCAUUAAACACUGGCUUCACUUCGUAGUAAGACGGAGAAGGCUUUAAAGGAUGCUAAGCGGAUCCUGACUCGUGGCGCCAACAUGAGUGUGACAUCAUGGUUCCUGGUCAGCAGCUCUGGCACACGCCACCGCUUGCCACGGGAGAUGAUCUUUGUUGGCAGGGAUGACUGCGAACUAAUGCUGCAGUCUCGCAGCGUGGACAAACAGCACGCAGUGAUCAACUACGACCCGAACACAGACGAGCACAUGGUGAAGGACCUGGGCAGCCUGAACGGGACGUUUGUGAAUGACCUCAGGAUCCCCGACCAGACGUACAUCACCCUCAAGCUCUCUGAUGUCAUUCGCUUCGGCUAUGAUGCACAUGUAUAUAUCCUGGAGAGGAGUCAACACAAGGUCCCAGAGGAAGCACUUAAACAUGAGAAGUACACCAGCCAGUUGCAGCUUAGUAUAAAAGUUCUGCAGGCCAAGGCAAAGGAAAAACAGCAGCUCCAGAGCUCAGAGAAGAGCAAAGGAUCUGUUUCCAAACUGCAGGACCGGGCUGAGCGAAGAGCCCAGUCUCUCACAGCUGCCACAGAUUCGCCGAUAUCCAAGCCGACUCCUCUUUAUGGCCAACCAUCCUGGUGGGGGGAGGAUGAGGACGCAGCCAACAGAAAAAAGAACAGAGGUGGAAAAUCUCCAGAACAGGAGUCUCCAGAGCAUUCUAAAGACCUGUCUAGAUUUGAGGUCAACGGUUCUCUGUCCGACAGUCAUGCCAAGUCCAUCUUCUCUUACCGCCGGGAGCCCAGCUACUUUGAGAUCCCAACAAAGGAAUUACAUCAGCGACCUGCCAAGAAACCCGAGUUGCAGGUUCACGAGGUCCCUACAAAGGACACUCCAGAUCCCACUGAGGAUGUCUCCUACACCCCCACGCCUCCUGUGGUCCAAAGCCACGCCUCCUUCACCAUCGAAUUUGAUGAAUGCACGCCAGGUAAAAUGAAGAUAAAGGACCACGUGACCAAGUUUUCCUUCCGCCAGCAGCAGCAGCAGCAGCAGCAGCAGAAGCAACCUUCCAUAGAGCUCGUAACCACACCCACUGAAGUGAUGUCAGCAGAAAGCAAAGUUGCUGAUUGGCUGGUCCAAAGCAAUGCAAGCAUGAUGAGCAGGAGGAGAUCACAGGUGGAAGACAUGUAUAGCACAAACAGUGACCCGUCACUUCUGAAGAGCACCAAUACAAACCACCAUGAAGAUGGCAAUCAGAGUGAUUCAGGGGAUCCUGAAAUCAAUGGAAGUGAUUUCCUCCAAUCAGAACCUCAGAUUGGGUCCCAGGUUUCUCCACAACCUUUAAGAGCUUCCCCGCCACAACGAUUCACCUCUCCCGACUCUGAGGAGCCCUUGUCCUACUCUCCGCCAGAAUCUCAGUCCCUAUCCAGUCUUGGGAAGUCUGAGCCUCACCAAGCCUUUGUCAUUGAAUUCUUUGAUGAUAACCCAAGAAAGAAGCGCUCCCAGUCCUUCACCAAUAACUCAUCUCCACCUGAGCCCUCGGGCCUCAGGGUCCAGCUGGACAAGGUGAGAAAAAGCUCAAGCCCAAAUGGGGAGAGACAUGUCCCAUGUCCAGCCUCCACCACACCCCCAACCCAACGAUACACUGUCCCCCUGAAGGGCCCUGCUUCCACAGGCUUCCAAAGAGCUGGUUCUCUGCGAAGGGAGAAGACAGAGGAUCGGAUCAGCACCAGCUUUUCCUCUCGCUCUUCUUCAUCGGUGUCUGUGAGGCCCUUUAGUAGUGUGGGCCGAAGGUCCAAACUUGCCCAGGAAUUUACUGCAGAAUUUCUCAAACAAUCAAAGCAGUCCACCUCUGCCAGCUGGGAGAAAAAUACAUCCAGUCCCCCUACAGCAGCUAAAACGGAGAUAGCGGGUGUAUCCCAGACUAGUCCCUCUCCAAAUAAAGCUCCCUACCAGCCACAGACCUCCUCUCCGAUCCACCAGCCUGUUCCCCUCAAGGCUCCAGUGAUGCCCAUGGCGUCUCAGAGUGGGGAGGUCAAGAGCCCCCAUGUCGGCCCCAGGAACGAAGAGGAGGACAGUCUGAGUGACGCAGGAACCUACACCAUUGAAGCAGACAUUCAAGACAGAGAGCUAGAAGAGGCAAGGAGCAAGAUUGACCAGGUGUUUGGUGUUUUUGAGAGCCCAGAUCGAACCAACCAGAGUGAAGCAGAACCCUCAUCAGCAUUUAGCCCUCUUAUUGUUGAGAGCAGGGAGCAGCAUAGGCAGAGUAGCUGUGGGGAGGUGAAGCCAGCUCCAGAACAGGGACAGAGUCUGGUGAAGGGCCAGUCAGCAGGUGCAGUGUUACAGGGGGCUCCAAAGUGGAUGUCUUGCUGGGCCAGCUUGGCAGACAGCUACACAGAAUCUGGCCCUUCGUCUGGCCUCUUUGACAUUCCUACGCAGAUGGAGCUGUCAGGAGGGGCAGGAGGUACAAUCAUCCACAAGGCCACGCUCAGCCGACACCACAACAGCACCGACUCGGAUGGUUCGAGGGCUCGGCGCGUCCUGCCCCAGGUACCGCCGGGGGAGAAGAGUGACAUUCCAACUCCCAGCAUUCAUGUUCAUUAUGACCCACAUUCAACUUUUGACGUAGUGGAGAAUAGCUCGGUGGCCCCGGGGUCUCAGGACAGCCUUCACCGGUUAUCAGUGCAGGACGACGUAGAGCCUGACAGCCUGAGUGACGCCAGCAAGUCAGACGAUGGUUCCAUCAUAGAGAAAAGGAGGAGGCCGCUGUCGGAUACAGAAGAGAAGAAAAAUGUAGACAGACUCUCAGCCAAGUCUACAUCAUUCUACAUCGGGUCAGAGGAAUCCCAACCUGAAUGUGGGGGGUCAAACUCAAGCACUCCCAAGACUGAAAUAAAACACACAACCAAAAUGUUCUCAACAGCCACCCUGACCAAACAGAGAGGUAACCAAGACUCUGGAAAAGUCAAGCCCAGUGUCUCGGCUCCUACCUUGAGACAGAGUGCACAGAGUCCAGAGUCCAGAGACGGGACUGUAUCCCCAUUAAUCAGGCAAGAGAGCUUCACCAAGGAGCGGCCUAGCAAUGCCAGAUUACCCAACAUCUCUAGCCUGUCUAGUCAGAGAGGCCCAGAUGGGGAAUCAUUCCAGGCAGCCUGCCAUCAGGACACUCACUCUUACCUCAAAGAGACAGAGGAUGUUCUGGCUGUUCUGGAGGCCAAACUCCAAGCAGGACAAUCGGAAAAAACCCGGUCUCCAAUUAUGGACUCUCUUUCUGCGGAGUCUGAUGUUGAUACCUCCAGCACAGUCAGCCAACAAAGCAAUAAGACCAGGCCAAACACACUGAGUAAGAAACCUUCUGUUAGUCUCCAUAGGGAGAGGUCUUCAGCCAGUAUAGCUAGUCAGGACUCAAGUCAACAGUCCGCUUCAUCAGAAAAACGGCGCCCUCAGGGAGCAGAGAGCAACAAUAAGACUGAGUCUGUCAGGAGGCCGGUUGGACUGAGACGUAGCAUUGGGAAACGUGGCUCCACAGACCUAAGUGAUGACCCUCAGAGUUUACCUUACUCUGAUCAGGAGUCUAACAACCAUCAAACCCGCAAAAAAUACACAGUGCCCCUUCAGAAAGAGGACGCCAAGACCACUAGAGUGUCCCAGGCCUUGAAUCGUGCCAACAGCUUGUCAGCCCCAAGACCCACCAGAACAUCCAUGCUGCGCCGGGCUCGCCUGGGAGAAGCUUCAGACAACGAGGGCACAGAGACAGAGCGGGCGUCCCAGGAGGCAGGCAAUCCCCUGGCUAAGCAACCCCAGGAAACCAAGAAACUCUCCAGGCUGGAUAUGCUAGCGAUGCCUCGCAAGCGGACAAGCUCGUUCAACACACCCAGCGACACCGAGGCCUCUUCCGCACUGCAGGGGACUGGUAGGAGCACAGGAUUCUCCAACCGCAGCACAGAGUCCGGAGGCAGCUCCGUUCGAAGGGCCUCUGGUCCGAAGAUUGUAGACAAGCUGCAGAAGGCACCGAUCAACAAGACACCAAUCAAUCGUGGACGCUCAAGUAGCGCCAAAUAUACCAGCAGCACCACAAGCUCCCGGAGGCGACAAAAAGGCUCUGACUAUACCUCUACCUCAGACGAAGAGUACGAUUCAAACCAGAGCACUCCUAAACACAAACGCUCCCAACCUUCCUCAGCUUCCAACAGCCCGCGGCAUCAGCCUCGGCCUCAGCCGGUGGUCGCCCUGCGCCCGAAACCUCGCAGCAGAGAUUCUGAAGAGGAGAACCACGAGGGAGACGCCUAUCAAAACUGGUCCAACCACAGUUCAGAGAUUGCACGGUUGAGUCAAGACCUGGCUAAAGAUCUGGCUAUCUUGGCCAGAGAGAUCCAUGAUGUGGCAGGUGAUGGUGAACCACAAAACCCAGAAGGCGAGAGCAGUGCACCUGUCUCCACAGUGACCACUCAUGAACAGCUGGUUCAUCGUAUUCCAGAGGCGGGAUUAAACUACCAGAGAGUCCCACCAAGUUCUGCAUCUAUGAGGGAACCUGACCAGAGCUCAAGUGACCAAGAACAAGUGUCUAGACCGCGAGCUCGCAGCAGAGAUGACAUCAUUGUGGACAAUCUGAUGCUGAAUCCAGUGUCUCAGAUCACCAUGGCCAUCAGAGAAAACACUGAGCAACUUGCUGACAAAAUGAAGGUACUGUUCCAGGACAGGAUGGAUAUCUGGGAAGAAAUUGAGGCCAAGGUUAAUUCCGACAAUGAUGUCCCUGUUGUCAAAACCUCCAACAAGGAAAUCACGUCAAUCUUGAAGGAACUCCGGAGAGUUCAACGACAACUUGAGGUCAUUAACACAGUCAUGGAGCCCAGUGGGCAGCCAGAAGCAUUCAGGGCCUCUGUGGUCUCCUCCUCAUCUGGCACCCGGCCCUCCAGACCUCCUGCCUCACGAGACUGGAGAACAACCCACUCUGUCUCCAAACGCGGCGGCGGCCCGAGGCCCAGUGAGAGCGUGAGGAGAGCAGCUGUGACGCCGGACGAUCUCAGAACAGGUUAUUUGGUUUGAGGUGUGAAGUGAUCAGAGCCAGGUGUCCAACCAUCGUACACACAAUGAAACCAAGAGGGAGGGAAGUGAGACUGUAGCCUCCCGUACAUCCAAACCUACACACUACUGCACUAUGAGCACUACACACCUUCACAGUGACACCUGAACUAAACACUCGUAGAGGCCUACAUAAGAGGUGAAGAUUUAAGGAAGUACCAAAAAUACUUCAAUAAACCUCACCUCCAAACUAUACUUGAUUCUCUGUGUUAGAGGCCGACCUCUUUAUUUGCCAAUGAUAUGACCAACAUUGCUGAUUUUAAAAAGCUCAUUGUAUUUACAUGUUUAUUUGAAAACCAGCCUGAGCAUAAUCAUCUCAGGGAAAACUACUAAUAUAUAUAUAUAUAUAUAUAUAUAUAUAUAUAUAAGAUGUCUAUGUUUAGUGACAAAUCACAUUUAUGAGGAAAUAUGGUUUUGUUUUGGCUGGAAAGAACUGCAGUAACAGCAGCAGAUCUCAGCGUAUCCUCAGUAAACCCACUGCUUUCCCUUUAUAUAUUCCCCUCCGUGUUCUUGUCUGUUUUUUCUCUUGGUGGACCAGAUUUAUCGAAGAAUGUAAAAAGUAUUUAUUAGGGCUCUUUUGUGAGCCGAGACAACAUGACUUUCAGUGAGUUGGUAGACUCUAGUGUCAGACCAAUUCAUGUUAUAUUACACAGUUGCUACCAGCCAAUUUCUUGAGUAUUUAUUCUGUUAACAUUUCCCAGUGGAGCAACUCUGCCCAGGCGCUCCUAAGUAGAUGGACACUAUAUAUUUUGUCCAGCCGGAGAUGAAAAUCUCUCUGGAAUGCGUGGCCUCAGUUAAGUCACCUGGCAGCCAUGAACUCAAGUGGCUAUAAAACAAGAUUUUUUGAGCAUUCCUGGCCUCUGUUGUUGUUUUCCGUGCCUGAAGAGCACAGUCAGUUCUGAGGUUUGGCCAAAGAUAAUCAUAAAACAACUGACAGGAAUGAGUCUUCUUUAUCACACCAUAUCUUAACCUCCAUAUGCUUAAAGGGAUAGUUUGUUAAUCAGUGUUGAAUGAUGUUCUUAUCCAUAGCCAAUCAGUGUUUACCUACAGUAGAUGACGGUCAAAACAUCCCUUGUUUGGAGAAGCAGGCAGGAUCACCGGCAUGCAAGCUGAGCAAUAUAUAGUUUGUACAAUGUAUUAAACCAUAGACUGUGAGUUUAAAUAUACUCUAAGUAUUUUUCACUUUACCUUGCUGUCAGAUGGCACUUUUCCAAUGGGGAACCACGCUCUCUUCAAAGCAUCCAGACUCCUUUGACAGAAAUACUAAUCUGCCUUGAUCUGUUAGUUUGUUUAAAUUAUUUUGUGACUUUGGUGAAUAGAAACUAAACCUUUAAAAAGUCACACAAUGAAUGAAUGAAUGAAUGAAUAAAAUAUCUUUAUUUCAAACAUGUUUUAAAACAAAGCAAAUAGGCCUUACGACUAAGUGCAAUGAUGUAAUGAUCUUAAAAAAGGAAAGCCUGUGUGAAACCUUGUUGUCAGUCUCAAUAAACAAACUCUCCAGGCACUUAAAUCUAAAUAGUUCAUGUUUGAUAAAACAACCUAACUGAUCAUGGCAGAAGACCAGCAAAUCCUGUGUUCUGCGGUGUAAACUGUGAGGUACUGUCCUAAUAACUGGAACCUGCAUCUCAAAACUCACCGAUCGCCAUCUACUGUAGGUAAUAAACUGACUAUGGAUAAGUACCUCAUACAACUACAUUACACACAAAAAACUACCUCUUUAAGAGCUGUUGGAGUUGUGGUAAGAUGUUAUAUUUCCUCUCUCUUUAGUCACAAGGUUGUUUUCGCUGGGUCCUCACAUGACAGGAGAAGAAAUGUAAAUUUAGCAUUAAAAGUUGACAAAGUCGAGUGUGUGACUGUAAAUCUGAUUAUUUUGUUUGUGUUCUGUAUGUAAAUAUCGAAAGAUAUCCGUAUGGCAUACAAAAUACCUCUCAAUCUUGUCUUUUGCACUAAUGUAGUACAACACUAUCCCCUCGACCUGAUAUGCUGCAAACUGAAAGUUACUCUCCUGCAAAAGAUUGUAAACAUUUGAUGCUGUUGAGGUUAAAGCAGGAGAUAAGGGCGACCAAGUGCACCAGCAACUUUCUGUUUCCCUCUUCACUGUCCAGAUUGUACUUGUGAUUUAAAAUUUGGAAGUACCUUUAAGUGCCACAGAGCAUUUGUGGGACAGUGUUUACAAACUCGCACAAAAAUUGAAUGUUUGUCCUAUUAUCUUCACUUGCUAAAAAGUGUUGCUGCUAUUCUUCUAUGGUAUCUUUUUUCUUUUUACUCCCUCUAAAGCUAUAGCAGGUUUGAGAGCUGCAAUGUAAUUCUUGUUUGUCAAAUAUGUGUCCUUUUUUGAUGUUCUAUUUCUGUUUCCCCUCCUUUCACCCAGAAUGAUUUGGUUGUAAUCUUGCUGUCUUGUUGGCUGGUAUUUAUGUUGUGUAAUUUGUUAGAUGAUGAUUGCAGGAUUUUUCAAAUAAAUUUCAUUAGUAAAGUUGU